Gongylonema pulchrum is the source of this 763-nucleotide messenger RNA. The record is from the annotation of a GenBank genome assembly. NCBI's taxonomy places the organism in Eukaryota, Metazoa, Nematoda, Chromadorea, Rhabditida, Gongylonematidae.
UUUAGGUAUAUUUCCGGCUCACAUAUAUGGAAAUCAAGAAGAUGCACAUGAAUUCUGGACGCUUCUACUCGCAGCACUUGAUUCUGCUGCAUCAAACGGGAUGAAAAAUAGCGGAUAUAAUGGAUCCCCAAAAAAGAACGGGGAGCCACGAUUAACAACGCGACUGGAGCAGAUGUUUUACGGCAAACUGCGCCAUGAAAAUCGGUGCCAAAGCUGCGCCGGUUUUUCAGUUAGCCACGAACAGUUGCAGGAAUUGAACCUCGCUGUACAGAUCGACAAUCAUCAAGGAUCAAUUGGUCUUGAUGAUUUAUUAAGGGCACAUUUUGGCAACGAAGUAGUGAAUCUCGACUGCGCAGUGUGUAAACAGGGAACGCGGUGUCUCCGGAGUACGACCAUUUGUCGACCUCCAUUCGUGCUGAUGAUCCAGCUGAAAAGAUUUACUCAGGGCAAUAAGAAGAAUUCGACGCCCAUCAGUUUUCAGCAUCAGGGAGAAACAACGCAUCUUGGCCAUUACAUUGCUAUUGUACGAGGUUUUGAUGGCAAAUCAUGGUAUUUUUAUAGCGAUCACGAAUGCUAUCGGGUAACGGAACAAACAUUGCUGCGCAGGGAAGCAUAUUUGCUGCUUUACACACGUAAAGAAGUGGCAGCAAAUACGGAUAUGCCAGCACUGCAAAACGGGCCAUCGCCGUCGAAAAUUCGUGCCAGAUCGAAACUUGCUCAAAAUUCGCAGCAGUUUCUUGAUGAUGACUACUGCUUGGAUUAA